Messenger RNA from Ostreococcus tauri, 1290 nucleotides. RefSeq names its product GTP-binding protein Obg/CgtA. The coding region runs from base 1 to 1290 and encodes 429 amino acids. Gene Ontology annotation, molecular function: magnesium ion binding; GTP binding; GTPase activity. Gene Ontology annotation, cellular component: mitochondrion. Lineage: Eukaryota; Viridiplantae; Chlorophyta; Mamiellophyceae; Mamiellales; Bathycoccaceae. The record is from RefSeq and is a predicted model, not a curated record. The transcript has a single exon.
AUGCGUCGUCGCGCCGCUUUCACGUUUUUACACCACGCGCGUCUCUCGCGCUGCAGGUUCACGAGCGAUGCCUCUCGCGUUUCUCUCGCCCCGCUGCGCGUUCACGCGGACGACGCGCGCGAGAGAGACAAGGCGUACGUCGACCGUCGACGCGUGCGCGCGGUCGGUGGUUUCGGCGGGAGUGGGUGCGUGUCGUUCGCCCGGGACGGUGGCUCGCGGAGAAGACGCGGCGCGGACGGCGGCGACGGCGGACGCGGCGGCGACGCGGUGAUCACGGCGUGUGGACGGACGAAGGGGCUGGGUGAGAUUAAAAAUUUGUUAAUGGGAGGACGGGGGAAGCCAGGCGGGAGUCAAGGGAUGAUUGGGUCGAGAGGCGAGGACGCAAUCGCGACGGUGCCGCUCGGGACGGUGGUGUGGCGAGAGCGCUUUGAGGAUGACGGCGAACAUCCGGACGUCGUGGACACGUCGAAUUGGGGAACAUCUACGCCAGUUGCGAUGAAUGACGACGAUGGUGAUGGAGAUGGAGGAGCGUCGACGAGCACGCGACGCGAGGGUGGAUGGACGCGACCGAGAGGUCUCGGUCGAGGCGCGUGGGAAAUCGUCGCCGACUUGACGGCUGAGGGACAGACGUGCGUGCUCGCCGCAGGUGGACGCGGUGGCAAGGGAAAUAGACGCAUGCCCGUGGGAAAAGAAGCGGGCACGCGCGAGCCGGGUGAACCCGGGGAGGAGGGAUCGUACGUGCUUGAGCUGAAAUCCGUCGCCGACGUUGGUUUGAUUGGUCUGCCGAACGCUGGGAAGAGCACGCUUCUUCGGGCGCUGUCAAACGCAACCCCAAGAGUGGGCUCGUACGCGUUCACGACGAUGCAGCCGCAGCUCGGGGCGAUCGAACGAUCGAAUGGGACAUCCAUAACCGUCGCCGAUAUCCCGGGCCUGAUCAAGGGCGCGCACGAAAACCGAGGACUGGGUCAUAAUUUCUUGCGACACAUUGAGCGGUGCGAGGCGUUUGCGUACAUCGUCGACGUCUCGUGCGGCGACAGCGUGAAACCGUGGGAUGCGCUCGAUGUGCUCAGGAAAGAACUCGAGGAGUACUUGCCCGGGUUAUCGUCGCGGCCGGCGUUCGUGGUGGCGACGAAAACGGAUUUGCCGAACACGUCGAGAGCUUUGAAGACGCUUCGAGAGCGCGCGAAACCGUUGCGCGUUUACGCGGUUUCGGCGCUCACGCGCGACGGCACAGAUGCCGUUCGCGCCGCGAUAGACGAAUUCGGCGGCGAUAAAGACGGGUGGGCGUAG